Mya arenaria is the source of this 3852-nucleotide messenger RNA. RefSeq names its product xanthine dehydrogenase/oxidase-like. The coding region runs from base 1 to 3645 and encodes 1214 amino acids. Gene Ontology annotation, molecular function: iron ion binding; FAD binding; oxidoreductase activity. Lineage: Eukaryota; Metazoa; Mollusca; Bivalvia; Myida; Myidae. The transcript is spliced from 31 exons. The record is from RefSeq and is a predicted model, not a curated record.
AUGCACGUGGCACUUGACUCGUGUCUGUUUCCAGUGUGCGCGGCGCACGGAAAAUCGGUAGUUACGGUAGAAGGCGUCGGCAACACGGACAAGGGGCUGCAUAUCGUACAGCGGCGUCUGCUUGAGAAUCACGGCCUUCAAUGCGGGUUCUGCACCCCGGGUUUCGUCAUGUCGGCGUUCACGCUGCUACGGAACUUCCCGGCACCGUCCCGUCGACAAGUGGAGAGAGCCAUUGAAGGAAACUUGUGCCGGUGUACCGGUUACCGGCCCAUCAUUGAGGCAUUAUCGUCCUUCUCACCGGAAGUAUGUCCAAUGGGGAGUCAGUGCUGCCGGAACCGCGACCGAAUAGAGACGACUCCAAGCGUUGAAAAAAGGUUGAUUCCCGAGAAGGAGGACCAAGUUCCGAUAUUUCCACCAGAGCUGCAGUUGUCGGAUGCGUACCGCUCGAACCAAGCGGUGUUUGGGAACGGCAAGAUCACGUGGUACCGGCCAGUGAAUGUCCAUCAGCUGCUGCAGCUCCGUGACUCCUUCCCGUACGCCCUUCUCGUUAUGGGAAACACGGCUACAGCGUUCGCCAUUAAGAAGCACGAUUUUGAAGGCCCCCUGAUAUACGGAGGUGAUGUCGCCGACUUGAAGCGUUGUGAGGUCAGUGACAGCGGCGUCACCGUGGGAAGCGGCUGUACCAUCAAUGAGCUCGAGGAACAACUUCCAAUACUGGAGGCAAAGAUUGACGAAGAAUGGAAAAAGAGACAUAUCAAGGCACUCUAUGAGAUGUUGUCGAAUUAUGCAGUGCAGCAAAUAAGAAACUGUGCCACGGUCGGUGGAAGUUUGUUAUGUGGCAGGAACGACUCGGACAUUUCCACGCUGUUACACACACUGUCAACUGUUGUCACCAUAGCUUCCGUUGGCGGUGAAAGAACUGCGGCCAUUCAGAACAUGAAACUAGAGAAGGGAGAAAUCAUAACUAAAGUCUUCAUUCCACAUAGUGAACGGCACGAGUACAGUUGGUACUGGAAAGUUGCAGAGCGACGAUCUUUUUCCUUCGCGAUCGUGAACGGAGCAGCAGCUGCUACCAUUGGAGAGGACAACACUCUUACAUGCCUAAGGAUGUGUUUUGGUGGAAUCGCAAAAGCAAAGGUUUUCUCCGUAGAUCUUUCUUCUUUUAAUACAAGGAAAUGGAACGACGAUCUACUGCAUGGGGUUCUUGAACGGCUCACGGUGGCCCUGGAAGCCGUCUUCGACAACCAACCGGACAAAUAUCGCGUGGCUUUGGCGUCCUCUUUCUGGUUCAAGUUUUACGCAAAGGUCACAACUGACCUGCAGAUUGCCACAGACAACGACUACCAGAGCCUUUUGACGCCCCUGUAUAACCAGGAAGGCUAUCACAGCAGGCAGACACACGAACAGACUUCCACUGACGCCGUGGGUCGCGAAGCACGUAUCAAACACGGUGACGUCGCUGUCUGUGGCCAGGCAGUAUUCGCAGAUGAUAUUCCAGAGGGAAAAGGUGAACUGUUUGUUGCUCUGGUAUUGAGCACGAAGGCUCAUGCCAAGAUUCUCAAUGUGGAUACUUCCGGUGCGAUGAUGAUGGAGGGCGUGCGGGCGUAUCUGGACCACAGGGACCAAGCGACACCGGGAGGCUAUGGGCCUAUUGUGAAGGACCUGCUUGUAUUCGCCACAGAUAAGGUUCAGUUUUGGGGCCAACCGUUGGGAGCCGUGGUUGCCGAAAGCCGGGAGAUGGCGGUCAGAGCGGCCGCCAAGGUCACAGUGCUCUAUGAAGACCUGGAACCAAUCAUCACUGUACAGGACGCCAUAAAGAAAGAGAGCUAUAUUGGGCAGCCGAUGGAGAUGGUAGAAGGUGACGUUGUCGCAGCCCUUGCCAAAAGUGACAUUGUGUUUCAGGGAGAGUACGCCACGGGGCUUCAGGACCAUAUGUACUUGGAGACACAUGUGGCUGUGGCUCGAGUCCAGGAGGGCGGAGAGGUAGAGGUAACUGCAACCGGUCAGAGCCUUCGACACCAUCAGGAGGCCAUCGCUGACCUGCUGUCCAUACCUAGACACAAGGUCACCGUAAAGUCUAAACGGAUUGGUGGCGGAUUUGGCGGGAAGGAGGUUUUUUCACCUGGAAUUUCAGUCAUUGCCGCCCUUGCAGCAAAAAAGACAGGACGAGUGGCCCGCUGCGUGCUGCCGAGGGACGUUGACAUGAAGGUCAACGGGAAAAGGCAUCCAUUCCUAGGGGUAUAUAAGGUUGGUGUGUCUAAUGACGGGACGCUGGAGGCCAUUGACGUCCAGCUGUACAGUAACGGCGGAUAUGCGUCCGACCUCUCCAUCCCGAUCAUUGAGAACGCGGUGACGUCAUUUGAGUCCGGCUACAAGGUGCGUGCUCUGCGAGUGGUUGGGCGUGCAUGUAGGACCAACACAGCCUCCAACACCGCCUUCCGGGGGUUUGGCCAUCCGCAGGGCGUCCUUGUUAUGGAGGACAUCGUUUCGAGGGUCGCAGCUUUAACCGGUCUCACGGCGGAAGUGAUUCGGGAACGAAACCUGUACAAGGACGGAGACGUGACGCCGUGUGGGACGCUCAUGAAGAACGUCACGUUAACGUCACUCUGGCGUCAAUGCCACCAGGGCAGCCAGUAUGAACAAAGGCUCAAGAAAGUUGAAGAGUUCAACAAGCAAAACAAAUGGAAGAAGCGGGGGAUCGCCAUGACUGCGUCCAAAUACGGCGUCGGGCACGGCAUUCAAUUCUUCAAUCAGGGUGCGGCUCUGGUGAAUAUUUACCUUGAUGGAAGCGUUUUGGUGGAGCACGGAGGAAUCGAAAUGGGACAGGGCCUGAAUACGAAAUGCAUACAGGUCGCCUCUCGUGCACUUGGUAUCCCGGAAGAGAAGAUCUACACGUGGGAGACGUCAACCCGCGAGGUCCCAAACACCAUGGCAACUGUUGGAAGCAUGGGUUUUGACCUCUACGGACCUGCCGUGAAGAUCGCUUGUGAGACCCUGAUCGAACGGUUGAAGCCGGUACGUGAGACGAUGACGGACGCUCCGUGGGAGAAACUGAUACAAGCAGCCUUUGUGAAGAGGGUGCCAUUAUCAGCUACCGGAUUUAACAUGGUUGACAAAAAAGAGAGCUUCAACAUAACAAGGAAGACCGGAAACAAGCAGGACUAUUUUACGUACGGGACCGCUUGUACCGAGGUUGAAAUAGACGUCCUCACAGGAGAAAACCAGGUGGUUCGUAGCGACAUAUUCGUAGACCUGGGAACAAGCGUAAAUCCCGCCGUGGACAUCGGGCAGAUAGAAGGCGCUUUUGUGCAGGGUAUUGGUAUGGUAACAAGUGAGGACAUGCGUGUUAAUGUGGACGGGAAGAAUAUGCAUUGUGGCCAACUUCUCUACAAGAUCCCUAGCGUCACAAGUACGCCUCGGACAUUCAAUGUCACCCUCAUGAAAAACCCAGAUAUCAAGACUACUAUCUACUCAUCCAAGAGUGUUGGAGAGCCUCCAUUGAUCCUAUCCAUGUCGGUGAUCGCUGCAAUUAAGCACGCGGUUGAAGCUGCGCGCGCACAAAAUGGUCAAGUUGGCUAUUUCCGGAUGGAUUCCCCUUCCACUGUGCAGCGAAUAGCGGAACUUUGUGGGGAGCAGAUUAGAUAAAAUGUUUAAAGUUACGAAAUUUUAUUUUAAACAGCUCGUUGUUAGUAUGAAUGUUAAUGCACACCGUGAUAAACUGACAGUAUAAACGAUUUCCCCAUGCUUAAUAUCAUGUAAAAUAAUUAAGCAUGAUAUUAACUGUGAUUAUAUGUUUUUAUCUAGCAAAUCAAAGCAAUGAUAAACUGAAUAUGAGCAUACCUCCUCAUUGUC